AUGCCAGCUAGUCAUAAUGGGAGCAUGGGAAACCCCGUUGAUGAGACAGGUGCUGUCUUCGAUGCCGCUCAAGAUAAUGCAGGCGCUUUGGGUAGUAGCGAAAUGCAACCUCUAAAUAGUGAAUCUGACAUUGAAUUUGUGAUUGACAUUUUUAUUCAAGCUGUGAAAGAUGGGAAUCUAAAAGUGGUGAAGGAGAUGGUCGAAAGUGGGGCCAUUGAUAUUAACAACGACUGUAUUGAUGAAAUUCCAGGCUUGCAUUGGGCCUGCAUUAAAAAUAGAUUUUCUGUAGCAGAAUUCCUAGUACUUCGGGGAGCAAACCCUAACCAAACAGCAGGCUCUGAGAGUGCUACCGCCUUGCACUGGGCUGCAAGAUAUGGUCAUGUAUACAUUGUUGACUUACUACUCAAGCAUGGGGCUGAUCCAACACUCAUAGAUAAACAAGGCCUUAAUAUUAUUCAUUUUAGUGUUUACAGUUCUAAUAUUUUGCUUGUUGUCUACGUUCUCUACUUUGUCGUAAACAACAAUAACAAUAUCGACAUCGAUUCAAAAGAUAAAAAUAACAGAACACCCCUGCUGUGGGCUGCCUACCAAGGUGAUUUUCUAACUGUAGAACUUCUGUUAAAAUUCGGCGCCACAGUUGCAUUAACAGAUAAUAGGGGAUUCAAUGCGCUUCAUUGUGCUAUAAUUGGUGGCGAUCAAAGGGUCAUAUGUGACCUAAUACUUGACGGCGCAAAUUUUUACGAAAGAAAUAAUCAAAAGCAAGACUGCUUUGAUCUUGCUGAAGGAAUGGGAAUGAAAUCACUGUUCGAGCAAGCCUUGCAACAUCAUGGAUAUGACAGACUCGGAAACCCAAAAGAUAAAUUAAUUAAGAAGAGCUCGCAUGCACAGUUCAUUACUUUUUUCUCACCUUUUUUACUUAUGGUUUACACUUACUUGAUUUCGCUGGUUCUUUCUCCAGUACUAGCCAUUCUGCUUUCUCUCCUGGUCACCGUUGUCACCGUAAAUUCCUUAAAAAAGUUUGUGUUACCAUCUCUUCCAAGAAGAAAGACCUACAAAGUUUCUUUAACUAGAACUACCUUUUUCAGUGGCCUGUUUCUGUCCACUUUCUGUUUUUUGAUAUUUGUUUGGACGAAAAAGUUGUAUCCAUAUAGUGUAUAUGACUAUAUCAUGAAAAACGUCCAGUUUUUGGUUACUUCACUCUUGACAUUUAUACUUUUUCUGAAAUUGGUACGAUCAGAUCCUGGUUGUUUGAAAACGGACGACAGUUUGAUUUCGAUACAAGAAACAAUAAAACAAUUAAUUCAAUUAGGAAAGUUUGACAGGGAAAACUUUUGCGUUGAGACCUUAGAAAGAAAGCCAUUGAGAAGCAAAUUUUCUCCUUUUAGUGGUGCCCUAGUAGCAAGAUAUGACCAUUUUUGUCCAUGGGUUUAUAACGAUAUUGGUUUGAAAAAUCAUAAGCUUUUUCUUUUUUUCGCUUUAACAGUCCAGUAUCACAUGUUUUUAUUCAUGUGGUUGUGUUUGGCUUAUUUUAAGAGAACAAACCAUAUUUAUGAACAGGUUGAUGGGUAUGCAAGAUGCGCCCUCUUUAAGAACGAGACUUUGUGUAAGGGUUCUAAUUACGAUCCGUCAACCUUUUUUUUGUUCAUUUGGGUUAGUGUAAACUUCUUGUGGCUGGGAGCCAUGUUGAUUGUUCAGUGUUUCCAAAUAUUAAAAGGAAUCACAGUUCCUGAAUUGUUUAUCCUAAUCAAAGAGGAACGUAGGGCUAAAUCUUUUAGUCUGAUACCAUUUGAAAAACCUAUAUAUUCCAUGGCAAGUAGUGAAGAUAAUGAUAUGAGGUCUGAAGGUGCAAUUGGGACAACCGUUACUCACACAAUUUCCAUUGAUGGUCUGGAACCAAGGAAUAGACGUCAUGCUAUUCUUGACGCAUGCUUUUCAAUGUUCGGUAUUAAUCAAUGUCUCGUUACCAUUAAGGAAAUGGUAGGUAUAUCCCACCUUUUACACGGGGAGGUUCAACAGCAACAUCAGAAAUCAAUGCUUCGAAGAUUUUUAGUGACAAAUCACUGGAGAACAAAUUUGACCGAUUUUUGGCUUAAUAGUGAUGUGACGGCGCCCUUAUGGCAACGGUUUUUUUACUCCUCUGAUACUUCGAAGGCUAUGCUAGGUGGAAUUGAGGUUGACUACUACGAGUUAUACGAAUAUCCUGCCCGAGAAGGAGAAGUACUAUGUUCAAACUAA
This is a messenger RNA of Saccharomyces mikatae IFO 1815, 2235 nucleotides long. RefSeq names its product putative palmitoyltransferase AKR2 (gene AKR2). The transcript has a single exon. Gene Ontology annotation, cellular component: Golgi membrane. Gene Ontology annotation, biological process: protein palmitoylation. Gene Ontology annotation, molecular function: protein binding; palmitoyltransferase activity. Lineage: Eukaryota; Fungi; Ascomycota; Saccharomycetes; Saccharomycetales; Saccharomycetaceae. The record is from RefSeq and is a predicted model, not a curated record. The coding region runs from base 1 to 2235 and encodes 744 amino acids.